AUGGUGAAGUACGCGAAGGAGCCGUCCAACGAGAACAAAUGCUGCAAGGCAUUUGGGCAGGACUUGCGUGUGCACUUCAAGAACACGCACGAGACGGUCCAGGCCAUCAAGAAGGACAAGCGGGGUAACCCGAUGAAGCUGUCGGCUGCCAAGCAGUUCCUGGAAGACGUUCUGGAGAGGAAGCGCUGCAUCCCCUUCAGAAAGUUCACCGGCUGCAUCGGCCGCAAGGCGCAGGCUAAGGAGUUCAAGCACACCCAGGGUCGGUGGCCUGUGAAGUCUUGCAAAAUCGUCCUGGACCUCCUCAGAAACGCCGAAUCCAACGCUGAGAUGAAGAACCUCGACGUGGAUAACCUUGUUAUUGAGCACAUUCAAGUCAACCGGGCACCGAAGGGCCGCCGCAGGACCUACCGCGCCCACGGUCGCAUCAACCCGUACAUGUCCCAGCCCUGCCACAUCGAGGUUAUUCUGCGUGAGGAGGAGCGACCCGUUGAGAAGCCCUCUGUUGAAGGCGCCGCGAAGGUGAAGACUAUCCGCCUCACCAAGAAGGCGCUGGCUCGCAGCCGCCUGAGGGUCGGUGGAGGCCACUAA
Besnoitia besnoiti is the source of this 588-nucleotide messenger RNA. Its product is annotated as ribosomal protein RPL17. NCBI's taxonomy places the organism in Eukaryota, Apicomplexa, Conoidasida, Eucoccidiorida, Sarcocystidae. Bases 1 to 588 code for a protein of 195 amino acids. The record is from RefSeq and is a predicted model, not a curated record. Gene Ontology annotation, cellular component: cytosolic large ribosomal subunit; ribosome. Gene Ontology annotation, molecular function: structural constituent of ribosome. The transcript is spliced from 4 exons. Gene Ontology annotation, biological process: cytoplasmic translation.